AUGGCAAGAUACCGAUAUAAGCCCUUGCCCAAGAUCCCCGGAACAGCCUCAAUCAGGCUAGCAACAAUACAUCCUGGAGUCGGUAAUGGCGAUGUAGUUCUCGACCUUCACAUCGAGACCUUCACUUUACAAAGUCCACCCCGGUACGAAGCACUUUCGUACGUCUGGGGGUCUACGAAGGCGCGCAAAGUCAUAUACAUUGGAAAAUCCGACAAGGCGGCACUACAAGUCACGAGAAGCCUCAAAACGGCCCUGUUACAUCUCCGAUACCCCCGCCAGAAACGUGUCAUGUGGAUAGAUGCGCUAUGUAUCAAUCAAUCCGACAACGUUGAGAAAGGCGCUCAGGUGGCUAUGAUGGGCCAACUAUUCGCCUGCGCGGCACAUGUUGUGGUCUGGCUGGGCCCGGAAGCGAACGAUAGUAACAUGGCGAUGGAGCGUCUUUCGUACAUCGGUUCGCAGAUCGAUGUUGACUGGGGCGGAAUUCAUCGAAUCACUCCUGCUGCAGAUAUCGGGCAUGUCGACCGCAACAUAGCUGACCCCCAACUUUGA
Diaporthe amygdali is the source of this 549-nucleotide messenger RNA. RefSeq lists its product as uncharacterized. The record is from RefSeq and is a predicted model, not a curated record. Lineage: Eukaryota; Fungi; Ascomycota; Sordariomycetes; Diaporthales; Diaporthaceae. The transcript has a single exon. The coding region runs from base 1 to 549 and encodes 182 amino acids.